AUGUUCCACUCUGGCUUUGCCACCCGCGUCACCUUCCCAAUAUUAGCUGCAUUUCCCUUCAGUGCUGUCGACCAUGCCAAUGUCGGUCCUCCCGUGAUCAACAGCGACAAUUACAUCAAAUGGAAAACUGCGAUCCUGCAUGCUGCGAGACUUUACCCUGUGAUCCAGAACCCUUACAGUCGCUCUGUACUGGCGACAUUCAACCUCUAUCGCGAUCCCAAAGUUGAGGCUGUCACAAUGAAUCCGCCCAUGAUCCCGACACCUGGCACAGCGGCCUCCCGACUACCUCGUUCCUCGCAUUACCCACCCUCUGCUGAUAACACUAGCUACGGCCCAAUGAGCGGCGGUCGGGCCCCAGGGACUGGUCCGGUACCCGUCGCCGAGGCUACGCCAGCCAUCACGACCCGCUUAGAAUCCCCCGCUGAUGAUGCUGCUGGCAAACCCUCCAAGUCCUCCAAACGCAAAAAGAACCGCAAUCGCAAGCGUCGCAAUCGACACCAGUCUUUCAUUCCACCUAGUGGGGAGGAAUCUCAAGAUAGUCCCAAGGAGACUUCGGAUGCUGGAGGUGUCAGAGAUUCCAUGGAUGCCGAUCGGCCAACCUCGAAGGACAAGUCGUUCUUCAAAUUGGGGCGCAAUCUGAGUAACACAAGCUUGGAGAGCGAUGCGCUAUUAGAUCAUCGUGAUGAAGAGGAUGCCAAUGAUCGGACACCAUUGAUGCGGCCAGAUUCAGGCCACACGCCAGGCCAUAAUCGGUAUGGUACAGACAAUCACCCGGGUUACUUCUCAUCGCGUGCUCGACAGUCCUCCACUCAAACUGUGUCCUCGGGAUGUUCGCCAAAGGACGAUCGCAGCCCACUUUAUUCUCCCACUGCAGAGCGAGACUACGAUGUUAACAACCCGCCAUCGAUUCCCGGGUCUCCAAAGCUGGGACCGGAGAUGAAUUAUGACGAUGCUGUGGUAACGGGAGCAGAUUGGGACUUCUCAAUGGCCCGGUCAUUGGAGAAUCGCAAGGACUCUUUGAAUGCCCUCAACGACACGCUGAUCGACAUAGACGGAAAUCAAUUGCACCCGCAUUCAGCACCAUCCUCUUCACCUGGAUCGCCGCUGCUCUCUCCACACCAAGAAUUGCGGCGACGCCGGACCGUGGCAGUACCAGCACAGGAAGACGUAUGCUUCCCAACCGAGACGAUAUCUGAACUGGGAGACGAGGGACCAAGGCAAAUGCGAGAUGAAACCGGUGAGCGUCGACGGCGUAGACAUCGGCGAUGGCCCGAUCUCUCCGCGCUGGAAGAAUGGAGCCGUGAGGAGAAAGGGGAGCGCAAUGGAGACAUUCGAGUCAAAAGGAUCAGUGAACCUAUGCUCAUCGAAGGCCGGCUGCGCCCUCAGUAUACAGGUUGGCGACGUGAAGAGGAUGAGGCGCCAUAUCGGUUCACAUAUUUCAACGAGGAAUUCCCGAGCACUGUCCAUGCUCAAACCAUCUCCGAGCUGGUACAACCGGGUGGUAGCUUCCGCGAUUUGUUUAUUCCAACCCCUCCCGAAUUGGAGGAUUCCUCAGAAGGUGAGGACGAGGAAGAGGAAUCCUUCGUUGAAAACACAGCUUUCAAUAACCUAGCCCAUCCCGCCAGCAAGCCAACACUUCAAACGGACAACCAAAGUCAAGGGCAAGGCCAUCAAGCGAGCGUCAAUCCUCACAUGACGCCUCAAACUGUUGUUCCCAAUGGAAGGUCUACAAGUGACCUUAUCGCUGGCAUUGCUCCUCCUAUCAGAGGACUCUCGCGCUUAUCUGCCAUUAGCGAAGUUCGCCCAGAUUCCCACCGAGAGCCCUCGCCCGCACCUUCAAACACCCCGUUUAGUAGCACCCCUAACCCAAAACCUAAACGGUACGGUCCGCGGCCGACUUUCUGGCUAGAUGUUCUCUCUCCAACAGAUGCAGAGAUGCGUACGAUUGCCAAAGCGUUCGGGAUUCACGCGUUGACCGCAGAGGACAUUAUGAUGCAGGAAGCUCGAGAGAAAGUCGAGUUGUUCCGCAGCUACUACUUUGUCAACUACCGCACUUUUGAGCAGGAUACCAACAGCGAGGACUAUCUUGAGCCAGUGAACAUGUAUGUGGUAGUUUUCCGCGAAGGUGUGAUAUCCUUCCAUUUCUCGCAAACACCUCACCCGGCCAAUGUGCGGCGGCGUAUCCGCCAACUGAUGGAUUACCUGAUCCUCAGCUCGGACUGGAUUUCAUACGCACUGAUUGAUGACAUUACCGACGUCUUCGGCCCGCUGAUCCAAGCGAUUGAAGAUGAGGUCGAUGAAAUCGACGAAAUGAUCAUGCAGAUGCACUCCUCCAGCAAGGAGGUUUCGUCCAAUGACAGCGUGCUCCCUUCGUUCGCACCAGGAGAGAUGCUCCGGCGAGUGGGAGAAUGCCGCAAAAAGGUCAUGGGACUGUAUCGACUUCUCAGCAACAAGGCCGAUGUAGUCAAGGGCUUUGCCAAGCGUUGCAAUGAGCAGUGGGAGGUUGCACCCAAGUCAGAGAUUGGUCUGUAUUUAGGUGACAUUCAGGAUCACAUUAUGACGAUGACGGGUAACUUAACGCACUACGAAACAAUCCUUUCCCGCGCACACUCCAACUAUCUCGCGCAGAUCAAUAUCCUCAUGAACGAGCGUCAGGAACAUACUGCCGAUGUACUGGGUAAGCUGACUGUUCUUGGUACCAUUGUUCUACCGAUGAACAUCAUCUGCGGCAUGUGGGGGAUGAAUGUCAAGGUACCGGGUCAGGAAAUCGAUAGCCUGACGUGGUUCUGGUGCAGUAUGUACUCCCAUUUUGCUUCCCGGGUUCUUUACUGA
Penicillium digitatum Pd1 is the source of this 2832-nucleotide messenger RNA. The record is from RefSeq and is a predicted model, not a curated record. Lineage: Eukaryota; Fungi; Ascomycota; Eurotiomycetes; Eurotiales; Aspergillaceae.